UACUUUCUAAUGCUACAUUUUACUUUUUCUUUUUCCCUCACACUGGACUUCACACUUUCUCCCCCUGGAAUUUUUAGCGACAGGAAUUUAAAGUCAGUUUUCGUACCUGUGGAGAUGCUGUGAGGGACUAUUUCCAUUCAGAAUUCCAGAGGCUUGAUAUUUGGCUGACAUGGCCCGUGGAAUAGAGUCCUUGGUGUCUCUAAACCCAUUUUGCGCCAUGGAUUCAGCAAAGGGAGGGCACUCGGACAACUGCAAAUUCUGGUUGCUGGAUCUGGACACCUUGUCUGUAUCCAGUAACGACACCCUACAACCAGGCUCCAGCCAAACCCUGGGUCCUCACAGUUCACCAGGACCCAAACGUCCUGGGAACACCUUAAGGAAGUGGCUGACCAGCCCAGUCCGGCGGCUCAGCUCCGGCAAAGCUGAUGGCCACGUCAAGAAGCUUGCACACAAGCACAAGAAGAACCGCGAAGCCGCAAGGAAGAACAUGGAUGCAAUGGCAGGCUCGCAGAAGGACUCUGACGACAGCGCUGCCACGCCACAGGACGAGACGCUGGAGGAACGAAUGCGUAAUGAGGGUCUGAGCAGUGGUACCCUGUCCAAGUCUUCCUCAUCAGGCAUGCAGAGCUGCGGCGAGGAGGAAGGAGAGGAGGGGGCCGACGCAGUCCCUCUACCUCCCCCUAUGGCCAUCCAGCAGCACAGCCUGCUGCAGCCUGACUCCCAAGAUGACAAGUCUGCUUCUCGUCUGUCCGCUCGUCCCAACAGUUCAGAGACACCCAGUGCUGCUGAACUGGUCAGUGCCAUCGAGGAGCUGGUGAAGAGCAAGAUGUCACUAGAGGAUCGUCCCAGUUCUCUGUCGGUAGAGCAGGGCGACAGCAGCUCGCCCUCCUUCAACCCCUCCGACAAUUCCCUCCUCUCCUCCUCCUCUCCCAUUGAUGAGGUGGAAGAGCGCAAGUCUGGCUUCCUCAAGAGAAGACACUAUGUGCUUCUGGAGCUGGUGGAGACUGAGAGAGACUAUGUCAGAGACCUGGGAUCAGUGGUUGAGGGCUACAUGAGCAGGAUGAAAGAGGAAGGGGUUCCAGAUGACAUGAGAGGAAAAGACAAGAUCGUCUUUGGAAACAUCCAUCAGAUCUACGACUGGCACAAAGAUUUUUUCCUUGGCGAGCUUGAGAAGUGUUUGGAGGAUCCUGACAGGCUGGCUCCUUUAUUUGUCAAACAGGAGCGGAGGCUGCACAUGUACAUUGUGUACUGCCAGAACAAACCUAAGUCUGAGCACAUUGUGUCAGAAUACAUAGACACUUACUUUGAAGACCUUAAGCAGCGAUUGGGCCACAGACUGCAGAUCACUGACCUUCUCAUCAAACCAAUCCAGCGUAUAAUGAAGUACCAGUUGCUACUGAAGGAUCUUUUCAAAGUUUCCAAGAAGGCUGGAGUGGAUACGACAGAGCUGGAGAAAGCAGUAGAGGUGAUGUGUGUGGUUCCCAAGCGCUGCAAUGACAUGAUGAAUGUUGGGCGCCUUCAAGGCUUCGAGGGUAAAAUUGUGGCACAGGGCAGAUUGCUCCUCCAAGACACCUUCAUGGUGUCAGACCAGGAUGGUGGACUUCUGUCCAGGAUGAAAGAGAGGAGAGUCUUUCUGUUUGAGCAGAUAGUCAUCUUCAGCGAGCCCCUAGACAAAAAGAAGGGCUUCUCUACUCCUGGCUACCUCUUCAAGAACAGCAUCAAGGUGAGCUGGUUGGGUUUAGAAGAAAAUACAGACGACCCCUGCAAGUUCACACUCACCUCCAGAUCAUCCAGUGGCAACCUGGAGAAGUACACGCUCCAUUCAAUGAGCCCUGGAGUCAGUCAAGUCUGGAUCCUCCAGGUCAGCCAGAUACUGGAGAACCAGCGAAAUUUCCUCAAUGCUCUGACAUCCCCCAUCGAGUACCAGAGGAACCACGUGGGUGGUGGGGGGCCGGGCGGUCCACCUAGCAGUAGCAGCAGUAGUACCGGAGGCCUGCCAGGAGGCAGCAGCUCCAACAGUACCUCCAACAUGGGAGGGGGAGGUGGUGGCGGCGGCUCUGGAGGAUCAGGAAGCAGCUCCUCCUCUCUGUGCGGUCCUCGCUCCCGGCCCUCUCGCAUCCCUCAGCCAUCCUCACGCCUCCCCCAACCCGUCCACCACCACCACCCCCCGGGCCCUGAGGGGCCCGACAGAUCAGCAGGUAUGUGGUCACCCUGCCACCCUCAGUCCCCCCCCUCUAACCCCUACUCAGACACCACCACAAAUGGAGAGCUGUUAGCCUCAGAGGUCACAAAAAUGAGGAGGCUGGAUUGUCCUCAUGGAGGAAACAGUAAUAACAGUAACAGGCCUUCAGACAGCAUGCAGACCAGUGUCAAGCCGGGUCUGGGGGGCUAUGAAGACACCCAGAAACAUCAAACAGCUGAUAUACCACAGAUGGCCGUGGCUCCUCUGAAUUUACACUUAAAAAGCCCUCGAGUUGGGACAGUUUCUCCUCUAAUUUCACCUCAGUCUCCUGGAGGAGGCGGAAAGGAAGCCUUUGUCCCCUCCAGCCCAGCUCAUAAAGGGAAUUCUUUCUGGGCUAUGGUCCCUGCUAUUCCUCCCUCUCCCGCCAGCCGGCCUGGUUCCUUCUCCUACCCCAGUGACAGUGGUGGUGGAGGGGACACUUUGGGCAGAGGAAGCCAUGGACCGGCCUCUCACCAUCGCCACUCCACCCACAGUAAGGACAUAGACCGCAUGAGCACCUGCUCCUCCACCAGCGAGCAGUCCAUACACUCCACCCAGAGCAAUGGGAGUGAAAGCAGUAGCAGCAGCAGUGUGUCCACCAUGUUGGUGACCCAGGACUAUGUGGCAGUGAAGGAGGAUGAGAUCAGUGUGGUGCAGGGUGAGGUGGUCCAAAUGCUAGCCAGCAACCAGCAAAACAUGUUCCUUGUGUACCGAGCAGCCAAUGAGCACUGCCCUGCCGCUGAGGGCUGGAUCCCUGGCUAUGUAUUAGGACAUACCUCAUCCUCCAUUACACCCGAACUCCCUGAAGGAACCAUCAAAAAAUCAUUAUCAUGGCACACAGCACUCCGUAUCCGCCGAAAGUCUGACAAAAGAGACAAGGAGGGCAGGAAGAUGGAAAAUGGCUACCGCAAGUCUCAGGACGGCCUGGCCAACAAGGUCUCUGUCAAGCUCCUAAAUCCAAACUUCAUCCAUGAUGCUCCUCCAGAGUUCCUCAUCCCUGUCAGCGAUGUAACAUGUGAGAGUGGCGACGGUGCGACUCUGAAGUGUAAAGUGUGCAGUCGCCCCCGGGCCACCGUCACCUGGCGGGGACCUGGCAACAGCACUCUGAGCAACAACGGGCACUACAGCAUCACUUACAGUGAGACCGAAGAGGCAGCUCUUCGUAUCCUGGGAGUGUCUGUAGAGGACAGUGGUGUGUACACAUGUGUUGCCUCAAAUGUAGCAGGCUCUGUCACCUCCUCCGCCAGCCUCAGAGUCUCAGGAACCCCUGAGGAUGGCAGUGAAGUCCUCUGGAAAAGCAGCUUCGAGUCCCACUACACAGACAUCACUGAACUAGGAAGGGGCCGGUUCUCAGUGACUAAGCGGUGCGACCAGAGAGGGAGUAAAAGGACAGUUGCAGCAAAACACGUUAACAAGAAGUUACUGCGGCGAGAACAGGUGCUGCAGGAGAUCAGACUCCUGCAGACUCUGGACCAUCCCAACCUGGUCAGGCUGCUGGACACGUAUGAGACAGCCAACAGCUAUGUACUUGUACUAGAAAUGGCAGACCAGGGACGUUUCCUGGACUAUAUAGUGAGUUGGGGCAACCUGACGGAGGAGAAGGUGGCUCUGUACCUCAGAGAUAUUCUUGAAGCUCUCCACUAUCUGCACAGCUGGAGGAUAGCAUACCUUGAUCUCAAACCUGAGAACAUUGUGGUGGAACAUUCGUCUUCCCAGCCGGUGAUCAAGCUGACAGACUUUGGUGACGCCGUUCAGCUGAACCCUCCCUCCUCCUACAUCCACCCUCUCCUGGGAAGCCCCGAGUUCUCUGCUCCUGAGCUGGUCCUGGGUCAGCCUGCCUCACUGAUGUCUGACCUGUGGAGCUUAGGGGUGGUGACCUACGUUGUACUAAGCGGCGCCUCGCCCUUCCUGGAUGAAAGUUUGGAGGAGACGUGUCUGAACAUCUGUCGCCUGGAUUACAGUUUCCCCGAGGACUACUUCCAGGGUGUGAGCCCAGCUGCCAGGGACUUUGUCUGCCUGCUGCUCCAGGGCGAGGCAGAGCUACGGCCCUCUGCAGCGUCUUGCCUGCAGGAGCCCUGGCUCCAACCUCAAGGUGUGAUCAACAGUGGCAGUGGACAGGCCACCUUAAAUCAUAGGCAGCCACCAGCACUGCUGCCACCAUCUCAGAAUUGCCACACCUCACAUCUAGACACAUCCAGACUCAUUUCCUUCAUCGAGAGACGGAAACACCAGAACGAUGUUCGGCCCAUUGGCACCAUUAAGGCCUUCCUUCACAGCCGCCUGCACCACGUCUAACAAACAGGCCACUAGGUAGAUGUGACAGCAACAACGUGUAGUGUAGAUACUGGCUCCUGCAUUGUUGUGGUCCAGAAGGAAUUCCUACCUGUCCAGCAAACCAUGGAGGAGUAACAAGUUAACUCGGUUGAGCUGUGUUUAAACUCUACUGAGAGGACCACCAGCAACAUUUCCACAGUGAUCCCCUUUUCCCUCACUAAGCCACAAAAGUCCUGCUGCUGCUGACUGACCGACCUCUGCUGAUAAAUCUUUUGACUCUCCCCCACCUCCCCUUAACCUCGGCAUAUUGUCAUUAUGCCCGCACAACAAAUGAACUGUUGGAAUCUGUUUGAGAUUCCAAACCUUGACUUAGCAGGGAGAAAAUGAAGCUUUCUCAGCAAGCCAGCGUGAGCAAGUCUUGCGUUUCAGACAGUGUUGAACAGAGAAAAAUAGAAUACUGUAUAAUAAGAGUAAUUCAGGCUGCUUUCGGUUGAACACAAGAAAAUGUUUUUUUGUAACGAGAGAUUACUUUUUGUAAAUGAAACCAUGUACAGUGAGGAAACAGAGAACUGUCUUUAUUCAUACCUUUUGGAAAACACAAGUGAGUUAUUAGGUAGAAAGACAUCAGGGGAACUGAGAGGUGUGUGUUAAGUGGCACCCAUCAGCAGGGUCCACUUAUUCUAGAACAAGAUGAAGACCAAAACCACGUUUUCCAGAAACACAUUGUAGUUACAUUCAGUGCAAUAGUUUGCUUAUGUUUAUGCCCCUGUUCAGUUUUUAAAGGUGAAAUAAUUUCAGUUUGUGAUACUAAGAUAAACAAAAUUAACUUGAACGAGCAUUAGAGCUAUUUCGGCAAAGCUUCUCAGAUUUCUACCUGUAGCCGCCUUAUUUGUAAAUAACGUAUUCCUGUCUUUCAUUCUCAUUUUGAAGAAUUUGUCUCAAAUGAACAAAAGCAAAUUAAUUUGCCGAGUAUUAUAGUAGUGAGUCCACGCAGCUGAUGAAGCGAGCCACUUCCUGCGGACUCACAGCAGCUGGGUUUUCAAGAUGAACAAACCGCUACUAGAAAUGCACUCUGUAUUUUGCAUCAAUUCCCAUGUGCAAUGUUGCAGCUUUAACAUUUAUGCAACUAUUUAUGAAGACUUGUGUUGUAGCCGUAUUCUUAAAAAGGCAUGUACGUAUCUGGUACUGCGAUAGAUGUCUGUAUUGUGUUAACUCUUAUGUAUUAAGUUCAGUAUUAAUAUCUGCAAAACCCCUAGACAAGAGGAGGGUUUUUGGAAAUAAUGUAUAAAAUGUGUAUCUAUAAAAUACAGGCACUUAUGCUUUCAUUUUGUCAUGGUUUAUGUUUUGAUUUUCUGUAACAAUACCAAAGUUGACUAUGCUUUCUUUUCCUGCUAAUGUGUUUAUUUGUUUUGUUUUGUUUUUAAAUGAUUUCUCAUGUUAAGUUAUAACAGACCACACUGAACCCAGGCAAAUGAGUGUUUACAAAGGUUCAGUCUGGCUUUAUUUAUUCUUAUUGUAAUAAGAAAUAGUUUGCUGGUUUAUUGCAGAAAAAGAAAUCUAAUAUUUCACUUGUCUCUUUUCAAGCUGUGCACAAAGUGGUUAGCUGUGUGAGUUUGUUUGGCUUUUGUAGGUAGAUACUGAUGUAUGUCGCUAGAUUUCUUUUUUUCCAUCUCACUUUGUUGUCAUCACACAGACUUGGUUGACCUUUUUACCAAGCAAUAGGUCUGGACCGCCAGUUGGCUUUGAAUGUGAGACAAGUGUUUACUUCCUUGUAACUAAGUUAGGGGACAACACACAUAGACACCCCUGCGUGCACACACAGCACGCACACAAACACCCACAGUCAGUGUCUCAGUGUGGACUUUAAAUGAUUGUAGAAUGCAUUAUACUUUUUAGGAGACACCCAAAUAUUUUGCCACCAACAGUUGGUUGCAUGAACGGGUGUCUGCCAUGAAAGAGAUCUCUUCCAGUUAUUUUUAUUUGAAUGAGUUCAUGUCUUUAGGUGAAGAAGUUGUUGAAAACUUACUUUUUCUUUUUUUAAAGUGCCAGUUGAGUGAGUCAACAAAGAGAGUUGGGUUAAACUAUAAACUUUUCUUAUUUUCUUUGAAGGAGCUGUUAAUAACAUGUUGAGUUCAAUGACUCUUGUUGAUCUGUACUGUCUAAGUCUCUCAUUUUGGGUCAUUUUUUAUUUAUUGGUGUGGAUCUGGGUUUCCCAAAAUCAUGGGUGUUCAUCAGUUUAUCAAAUUCUCUUAAAACCUAUUCAUGGAAGAAUAUGAUCUAAGUGAUAAAAUGCCUUUGGGAAACUCAGCCUAUACAAGAUGUAAAGAUGUACAGAGGGGGUCGGGCAGUUUGCCCACACCCAGGAUGUAAACCUCAUAACUAUGUCAUAUUUUAAAUACACAUAGAACAAGAUUGCAGCAAUGUCAUUUUGAAUGUCUUAUUAUGACUUAUUUUUACUUUUGCAUGUAUAUUUCUUUGUACAGAAUAUUGUGUUUACAUGUUACUAAGUGUUGUAAAUAUUUUCUUUUGUCCUCUGUUAUUUUGCCAUUAAACGUACAAGGAACAACUGGUUUCCCCCAAA
Molecule: messenger RNA, 7076 nt
Organism: Micropterus dolomieu (smallmouth bass)
Lineage: Eukaryota; Metazoa; Chordata; Actinopteri; Centrarchiformes; Centrarchidae
Product: triple functional domain protein-like
Exons: 25
Coding region: 170-4516 (1448 amino acids)
Biological process (GO): axon guidance; protein phosphorylation
Cellular component (GO): cytoplasm
Molecular function (GO): guanyl-nucleotide exchange factor activity; protein binding; protein kinase activity
Source: RefSeq, a predicted model, not a curated record